This is a messenger RNA of Trematosphaeria pertusa, 699 nucleotides long. RefSeq lists its product as uncharacterized. The transcript is spliced from 2 exons. The coding region runs from base 1 to 699 and encodes 232 amino acids. The record is from RefSeq and is a predicted model, not a curated record. NCBI's taxonomy places the organism in Eukaryota, Fungi, Ascomycota, Dothideomycetes, Pleosporales, Trematosphaeriaceae.
AUGCUGCUCGCAAACGCCACUGCCCCAUACCUCUGGCUCGUCUUCGCCCGCCUCACAAACCCCACCAUAACCGACUUCCAAUUCAACACCUGGUACAACACCCAACUCCUCCCCAGCUUCAUGGCCAACCACAACGCCUCGCUCGCCGUCCGCUACAAAUACAUCCCCUUCGCCAACUCGACCCGCACGCCCACAUGGCCCUACGUCGCGGUCUAUAAGACGCACGAGGAGCUGAAUGCAACGGCGGCGUCUGCCACUGCGCACAUCUUUGAUCUCCAUCAUUCCGGCACUACUAACGGGAAGAGGGAUAUCGGACCGGAUGAUGUGGCGAUCGAACUCAGUGCUUGGACGCCGGUCCAGACGUUUGAGAGUUUGAGGGAGGGGAGGGGCGAUGUACCGGAGGGGAGGCCGAGGGUUGCGUGUAUCGUGAGGUUGGAGCCGGCUGCUGGCGCGGACGGCGAGAGGAAUGUGGAGGAGUGGUAUCGCUAUCAGCACCUGGACAUGCUCAGCAUGCUGUCCAACUACCGGCGCUCCACGCGUUACCGAUCAGUAGAUGGGUCUGCACCGCGCUGGCUGGCGAUCCACGAAAUGGACUCCACGCACAUGGAUCCGUAUGUGGGCGAGGUGCUCAUGGGCACUGAGCUGGCGCACCGCGUUAUGGACACGGUGCAGAUUUUCGAUGCGGCCAAUUGGAUUUGA